CACCAUGAGCUAGAGUUGUUGUUGUUGCCGCGCCUCGCGCGCGGCUUCACAGUAUUCAAGGAAGUCAAGACCGUGUCCACCUUUUGAGUAAUCAACACUCGAUGACGCUCUAAUGGUAUGAGGUCGCUAGCCGCCCCAGCCGAGAGCCAUGUCGGUUGGCUGGGGCAUGAUCUUCUUUUACUGUGCUUUAAUGCAAUCUUUUCUUUUCAAAUCACUUGAACUACACGUUCGCUGAAUCAAUGAACCUCGAUCGCUCCUUCCCGUUUUGGCCGCUGCUCUGCAAAUUCAACGUUCCUUCUCGCUCGACACAUCGGACGUCAUUAUGCCUCUCCAUACUCGUCACCAUGUCUACACUACCAGGUGCCCCCACAGCUUCGGCCUAUCACUUACACAAGCACGAUCGACAACUGCACGAUACCAUCCAGAGAGUACUCUCCGACCAGUCAUACGUGGUUCAGGACAUGAAGUCAACUUUCGAUCUUUGCUCGGAUGAUCACCAGAAGCUCGUAUUGAAUGUGUUUGACGAACUGAAGACUAUCCUCUCUCACGUGGAGCCCAAGUUACAAUCAUAUCGACAAGCGACUCUCGACAUCAUCUGCACUCAGCAUGCCCCAGAAACAGUCAGCUCCGAGACUCAGUAUCAACGUGCUUCUGAGAUCGUCGAAUGUUUCGAACAUGUGAUCGAACUUGGCGCUUCGCUAUCGGGAACUACUGGGGAUCACGUUCGCAAAUAUCUCGACUCCAAGGGACCUCUGAGCCAGCUAUUCCACGAGUUCUACCGAGAAUCUCUGAUUAUAGACGAGAUUGUCGCAUCUUCCCAAAGCCCUGCUCGUCACAUGCUGACCAACAAAAGUCUUGACGCGCACAUGUUUCCUAAAACGGCCGGUCACUACAUGAUCAUGAUCGUCGGUGGCCCAGAUGAGCCAGACUUUUUUGGAGCGUACGUUGGACAGGCUCGGAAUCUUUUUGAUCGUCUGAAGAAACACCGGGAACGAAACAUCCACUAUGCUCGAGAGCGUCAAAAAGCUGCCGACCAGGGGUUGCCACUGCCUUACUCUCGUCAGAUGCUGUACAAUUCAUGGAAUUAUGCACAACGGUUCGUUCGGUUCGCUCCACUCCAUCGAAGCUACAAUUACAUGGAGACCGACGACAGCAACAAGGACACCCUGCCGCAGACUUGGCAGUCUAUCGUCGAAUCAGUAUACGCAGUGUUCUUCAAAGCUGUGCAGCGCGACAAGCUCGAAAAAUGGCACCCCUCGCCAACUCUCGAUGACAAUUCUGUCGGUCUGAAUGUUCAAUUCCCUUUGUUCCAGCGAGAGACUUUCGACGGCAAGUUCAAUGGCGGGAUCGCGUCACUCAAGAACAACCCCGAUCCCGCAGUACAAGUCGUAUACAAAGCACACAUGGCAACUUUCAUAGCCAGUGGUCGAGCAGCCCAAAAAUCCUAUGGAUAUAAGUCUACCGCCGACGGUAUCUAGAAGGCCAAAGGAAGAGACGACAUAUUCACGGCGAGCGACGAGCCGGUGCUUGUGUGCUGUAAUAACUGUGGUUUCCGUCGCUGGGAUGUUGCCCCCAA
Molecule: messenger RNA, 1576 nt
Organism: Emericellopsis atlantica
Lineage: Eukaryota; Fungi; Ascomycota; Sordariomycetes; Hypocreales; Bionectriaceae
Exons: 3
Coding region: 240-1478 (412 amino acids)
Source: RefSeq, a predicted model, not a curated record